GUAUUCCUUAUGGGAAACAAAGGAAUGGGCUGAAACAAAGGGAUGGGCUCUGGCUAGUCAUCUGCAGGAGGAACAAGUCCCUAAGGCACAGAUCGCUCGUGCUAUUGUUUGUGGCUUAGGAACACCUGAAGCGGUUUUCCAUCCUGGGUGGGCCAGGCGUUCCUUGCACUCAUUCCAGUAAACUGACAGCCUUCCAGGGCAUUGUGGCCACCAUGAACACAUCACAGUGCUGCAGAGAUUUUGUUUAUGGCCAGUUUUGGGGCCAGUUUAUGGCCAGAUUUGGGGGCCUGUUCCCAACACCUGGGUAUGUGCAGAUACACUGUCUAGUAUGAGAGUCACAGAGUGGGUGUCUUGUGUUCGCUUCUUGCCUAACAGCAGCAACCCUAUCACUGUCUCCUGUAGCUGGUACAAGCUGGUCAAGGUAUGGAAUCUGGCUAACUGCAAGCUGAAGACUAACCACAUUGGCCACACAGAUUAUCUGAACACUGUGACUGUCUCUCCGGAUGGAUCCCUCUGUGUAUCUGGAGGCAAGGAUGGCCAGGCCAUGCUAUGGGAUCUCAAUGAAGGCAAACACCUUUAUAUUGCUAGAUGGUGGGGGCAUUAUCAACACCCUAUGCUUCAGUACCAACUGCUACUGACUCUGUGUUAUCAUGGGCCCCAGCAUCAAGAUCUGGGACUUAUCAUCGUAGAUGAACUGAAGCAAGAAGUUAUCAGUACUGGCAGCAAGGCAGAACUGCCUCAGUGUACCUCCCUGGCCUGGUCUGUUGAUGGUCAUUUGUUUGCUGGCUACACAGACAACCUGGUGUGAGUGUGGCAGGUGACAUGGGCACCUGCUAGAAGUUUAUGACGGAGCUUUAGAAAUUAAAAAAUGAGCAAACUGGAAAAAAAAAAAAAAAAAGGAGGGGAGUCUCAGGCCUCAUGGUGAAGGAGAGUGUUUCCACUGGCUAUUUGUUUUUGUUGAGGUUCCUGAUUAAUCUCUCUUGCUGGUGGUGUCUGGCUUCCUUGGUAUUUGUCAGAGGGACACCUGUUCUAUUCUGGGAGGAAUUGGCCUACAUGGGCUGCCUUCUGCUGCUAGGCUGUGCCUGGGAAAAACCAGGUCUGGGUGGCUUUCUUCACUUGGGUGAGGUAGGCGUAAGACAUCCUGCCUCUGUGCUGUUCUUCUAGUUGUAGGGUUUCAAAGGAGUUUACCUUCUUCUUUCCAUCUUCCAGAGUUCUUUAGUUGUCCCUUGUAUUAUUUGUUUAUAUUUGUGCUUAUUGGGGAUUAACUGGGAAAAAUGGUCUGUGCUAUCUUGUCUGGACCACAAGCUGGGUUUUCCUUCUAAUUUCAGUUUCUGUGGCAUGUGAGUGUGGAGGUAAAUGAGUGGAGAGAUACUGGCUGGGGUUGAGUUUGGCUUUGUUGGAGGCCCUGAGAUUUACUCACUUUUUAAAGAGCUCCUUUAACAUCCUGUAUGCCUGGACUUAAAUUUCAUUCACCAGUUCGUCACAGAGCUCUGGAAAAUUGUAAGCCAGUGCUGUCCUCCCUAUGUUUUCUAAAGCCCUAUGCUGAUACAGAGGGACUUUUCUCUUUAGAUAUUUUUAGAUAUUUUCUUGACUUUCCCUAGUUUGGCCUAUUCAUUCUCUGCCUGCUUCUUUUCAUAUUGGAGUAUCCAGUGUGAAAUCUCAGGAUUUUGUUAACUUUUCUUUGCCAGAAUAUCUUUUGGACUGGUUGGGGUAGUACUGGACUCACUAAAACCAUGCUGUGAAACUUAUGGAGUAAGGUUGUACUUCUUUAUUUGUUGGUGAUAUGUUUAAAUUUUUGGUUUUUGUUUUUUCUUUUGAGACGGAAUCUCGCUCCGUCGCCCAGGCUAGA
Messenger RNA from Chlorocebus sabaeus (green monkey), 1849 nucleotides. Lineage: Eukaryota; Metazoa; Chordata; Mammalia; Primates; Cercopithecidae. The record is from RefSeq and is a predicted model, not a curated record.